Molecule: messenger RNA, 1992 nt
Organism: Exophiala xenobiotica
Lineage: Eukaryota; Fungi; Ascomycota; Eurotiomycetes; Chaetothyriales; Herpotrichiellaceae
Exons: 4
Coding region: 1-1992 (663 amino acids)
Source: RefSeq, a predicted model, not a curated record
AUGGAUGAACGGCCUUCACCGGACCCAGAUCCACGAGACGUUACAAAUGAUCCUAGCAGAUCAACGAGAUCAGCUGAACCGGAUGACCAGAGCCAAGGCAGCGCGUCAUCUGCGCAUAAAUACCGAAGGUUGGAUCGAGAUGGUGCCAGAGCUUCACCUGCGCCGGAGCAAGCCAAUCGAUUCUUGUUCGUCGACUCGUCCUCCGCCAGCCAAAGGCCACGUUCUGACCAACGUGCGAUAAACGCACAUAUCCAGCAGAAUGCGUACAGAAAUCGACGUCAGGCUGCUCAGAAGCAGAGUGACACCGGCGCCGCCAAUGUUGGCAGACAUCGACGAGAACCGCAGCUGCAACCACGGCCUAUUGAACCUCACCCGUCAAUUGAGCCACAGCAAGCUGCCGCGACAUCGAUUCGACCCACAACGACCCCGGAGCGUACAAUUGCAUCCAGAAUAUCCAACUUGUCUCCCGGGCUAUCGAGAGCCAUGAAUAUCGAGGAUCAAGUGCAUAGGCUAAGGCACUACAGCAAUAUUCGAGGACCCGAAGUCCGCCAAGCAGUCGAGGCCCAGCGUGAAGAUGAACGACGAGCAAGUGGUGACAGCCGGCGAAGUGCCACACCAGACGAAGAUCGUGCUUUGGUGGAAAGCGCUUCGGUGAGAUCAAUGCUCACGCAGAUCCUUCAACGGCUUGAUGCUGGAAAUGUUGGGCAAGCCCUCCGUGGAUCACCAGUCUCAGCUUUGAGGAAUACUGUUCUCGACCCGUUUAAUCCCAGUUCAGUGACCAUCACGCCGGCUAUGAAUGCUGUGCUACGCCAUUUUUCCGAGGUCAUGAUACCCAGUGUUUUUCCGACCCGUCAGCAAGCAGAGAUUCAGACACGAUGGGCCUUUGAAAAGGCGUCUCAAGAGCCGCUUGUUCUGUACUCUCUUUUGGCAGUUUCCUCUGCAGAACGCAGUGCUCGAUUGGGUCAAUUAAGGAGCGGAUCGCAAGAGACGAUUUUCACCGAAGAAGACCUUCAGAAUCGACAAGUCCCGGAUUUUGUAUCUUACAAAGUGAACGCCGUCAAGCUCGCCAAUGAGAUUAUGAGGUCGAUGGAAACAGCAGCCAAGGCUUCCACAAUAUUUGCUAUGAUGUGCUUGCUAUCGAUUGAAGUCAUCACGGGCAAUCAGAAAGAGAUAUUUGCCCAUGUCAGCGGCCUUCAGAAACUGAUUGCCUGGCGCGGCGGAUACCAGGGGAUCCCUCCUCAUGCCACCGAGCUCAUCCUAUCCUCCUCGUAUAUGUGCGCCGCAAUGACGAGGUCCCUCCCUACCGCCCCACCAACGUCUUCCUUGGCCGGUUUACCGCCCAGCCUUGUCGAAGAAAUACGACAAAAUCUAAAAGAGGAUACAAGACAGAUGGGUACAGGCAUUCUGACGCAAGAUGCCGACAAUAUCAUGGAUUGGAGAAUAUCGCAGGCUUUCAGGGAUAUGACCGACGUCGUUCAGUAUCGCGAGUACCACCACGAGAAACAACUGGAGCCUAGGGAAGAUGAACUCGACUAUAUCAACGCCAAAAGCUACCAAUUUCGGUAUGCAGCACUAUCCGCCCCCUUUGAGCCCCGAGCGCCUGCUAGCGACAAGGAGGAAGCAUGUCGAUUAUCCCUAUUGAUUUUCUGGUUCACAAACUAUCAGAUGUCACAACCUGAUUCGGCUUUGAACCGGACGUUGACUGCGCAGCUCAAGGCUGCUCUACAGGCUUCAGACAUGAAGGGACUCUGGGGCCCAUAUCAUGAGCUCCUUGCCUGGGUACUGUUGCUGGGCGCAUUCAUCUCUGCUGGACAAAGAGAACGGCCGUGGUUCGUGCUGAACCUGGCAAAGGUCACAAGGGUCCUUCGACUGCAAGACUGGGCUGAUGUUCGAGCUGUGCUGCUAAAGUAUUUCUAUCUCGACCGCAUCUAUGCAAAGGGGAUGGAGGCCAGCUGGGAAGAGGCAUCGUUGUUGGCAGAAACGUUGGAAUGA